Messenger RNA from Bombyx mori (domestic silkworm), 982 nucleotides. It is a transcript of the gene CPR127, whose product is annotated as cuticular protein RR-2 motif 127. The transcript is spliced from 4 exons. Gene Ontology annotation, cellular component: extracellular matrix. Lineage: Eukaryota; Metazoa; Arthropoda; Insecta; Lepidoptera; Bombycidae. The record is from RefSeq and is marked provisional. Bases 160 to 891 code for a protein of 243 amino acids.
CGGCGCAGCGCUAAAGGAAACUUCAUUUUCGGAAGCACAGCCGGCUCCGCCCACCAAGGUCAGCGCUACCAGCGAAUAAGGCCACAUAUAAAAUGCCUGUGAACCCUCUGUUAUUACUAUUCAGGGAGUAGACAGACAAGCUGAUACACGUAUUCCAAUAUGUGCCGGUUACAGUGUUUGUUUUUUGUGGCUUUAGUUGGAAUCGUUCAAUCUAAGCCACAACAAGGAGUGUUGAAUCCCGAGUUACCGAAUGGAGUUAAAUAUUACAACUCACCGAAGUAUGCUUUCAACUAUGGCGUCGCUGACCCUAAUACUGGUGACGUGAAAUCACAACAUGAAACCAGAGAUGGAGAUGUUGUUAAAGGUCAAUACUCUCUUGUAGAACCAGACGGUUCUGUUCGCACGGUCGACUAUACCGCCGACUCACUCCACGGCUUCAAUGCUGUGGUUUCCAAAAGCGGCCCGAAUGUGCAUGCAACACCCGCCCGAGUUGCACCACCUGCUCCAGUGGCACCUCCCGCUCCAAUUGCACCUGCAGUCUUACCGUCACCAUUACCUAAAGUACAACCCACCGUACAACCUACCAUACAACCGGCAGUGCAGUAUGUGCCCAAGCCUGUACCCGUACCAGUAGAGGUACCGAGGAACGUUCAGCCAGUGUACCCAACACAGGUGUACCCUCAACAAACGUUCCCGCAACAGGUGUACCCUCAGCAAGUUUACCCUCAGCAAGCUUACCCACAGCAAGUGUACAACGACCAAGCCUUCCCACAGGUUUAUCCUUCACCGGGACCACUUACUUAUCCCAAAUUCGGACCCACGCCUUUCCCAGAAUAUGAAAACUUUGACUUCGAUGGACAGAUUUUCCCGCAAUACAAUCAAUUUUAUUAGUUUGAACAUUCUGUAAUGCUGUGUAAAUAAAGUGCCUCAGUGUACGUCGUUUUAAGUUAAUUUCAAUAAAGCACCAAAUAUAAUUAAGUUA